This is a messenger RNA of Musa acuminata AAA Group (dessert banana), 1172 nucleotides long. Its product is annotated as GRF-interacting factor 1-like. NCBI's taxonomy places the organism in Eukaryota, Viridiplantae, Streptophyta, Magnoliopsida, Zingiberales, Musaceae. The transcript is spliced from 5 exons. The record is from RefSeq and is a predicted model, not a curated record. Bases 138 to 929 code for a protein of 263 amino acids.
GGCUUGAAGAAAGCCCCAAGCAAGCUGAAGAAGACUCCACCCUGCCCUCUCAUCUCUUCUUGCUUCUCUCUUUCAUGUAUAUAUAACCUAAAAGAGGAGCAGCGAGGGUGUCUAGAAAGGAAGGGUGGGUUUGGGAGAUGCAGCAGCACCUCAUGCAGAUGCAGCAGCCCAUGAUGGCAGCUUAUGCUUCCCCAAAUCAAGUCACCACUGAUAUCAUUCAGCAGGCUAGUAAAUGGUGCUCUAAUGAUCUUUCGGCAGAGGAGUUUCUUCUAUUUCCUGUUCAGGCUUCUUGGCAUAGAGUUUGGAUGGGUUGCUUGUGCUUUUCGGGUGACUUCUAUGCAGGGUCCGUUGAUGAUUCAUUGUAUUUGGAUGAGAAUAAGCAGUUGAUUUUGGCUAUUCUGGACAAUCAAAAUGCAGGCAAAGCUGACGAAUGUGCUGAGAAUCAAGCUAAGCUUCAAAGAAAUCUCAUGUAUCUUGCUGCCAUUGCAGACAGCCAACAACAAGUUCCUACCCUUGCUCAAUUUCCUCCCAAUACUGUUAUGCAAUCAGGCCCUCGUUAUGUUCAAUACCAGCAAGCCCAGCAGAUGACUCCACCUCAGUCGCUUCUGGCGGCUCGAUCCUCCAUGCUGUACGCACAGUCACCAAUGUCCUCUCUGCAGCACCAAGCAGCACUGCACAGUCAGCUCGGAGUGAGCUCCGGAGGGAACACCGGCUUCAACAUGCUUCAUGGCGAGGCCAGCGUCGGAGGCAAUACGGCACUAGCAGCUGGAGUAUACUCUGACUUCGGUGGCCGCAGUACCAAUUCAGCGAAGCAGGAAGCAGGGAAUGCAGUGUCCACCGAAGCCCUUGGAGGCAACUCGGGACGGCAAAAUGGAGAUGGCACGGAGCCUCCUUACUUGAAGGGCUCAUCAGAGGAGGAAGGGAACUAGGAAUCAGCUUGUGCCGAUGUCAGUCAGCAUCUUAAGCUAGGUAGAAGGUUGAAGAUGACUGAAAACUUUCAUGUUGGAACUCUUUUUUGUUUUUUUAUCGUGUGGAUGAUUGUACCAGCCGGCAUUGACUACGAUGAGGUGUAGUAUAUUGUAUCAGAUCUUCCUGUUAGUCUCGUUAGACAUAUAAUUAGUAUGGUAUGGAAGCUUUGUAGAUGUAUGGUUGAAUACUUUGUAUUGAUUCUA